GGUGGGGCUGCCACUGCUGCCUCCACCCUGCCACCGACCCGAGUUCAGCUGCUGCUGCUGCUGCUGCUGCUUUGCCAGUGGCAGAGUCCCUGUGCGCUGUAACCUCGGCAUCCUCGGAGCAUCCAGCAGCUACCAGGCACUUGCAGCCUUCUCAUGAAUGUCUUUCUUUACCUCCAAGUGUCUGACUUCUCUUUUUCAAGGCUACUGUUUUCCAUCUCCUCGCUUAAAUACUGUAAGUACAACUUCUGCUGUGGCUCUUUAGUUACUGCCUUUGUGAAAUUCCUCUCUUGUACUGAACAGAGGGAGUUACUAGUUCAAAGUCUGUGAGGUUUGUUGUGGUCUCUGCUCCUGCUUGUGCUGUUCAAAUGGGCAUUUAGCAUUUCAGGUUUUAGUGGAUUAAAACAUGAAAUCAGAACAACUCAAAAUAUUGGUUGUUUCCUGGCUGCCGUUUUUCUACUUUGUAGGAAAUUGCCAAUGUGUCCUUCCUCUGAAUGCUGGUGCCUAGUGAAGUGGAAGAGAGAAAGAAGCAUUGCCAUCCCUACUUGUUUGCUGGAACCAGUUUUCUAAGAAUUCAAAGAAGAAAACUAAUGCAUGCUGAUAAGCACUCAAGAUGCUGAGGCAGGUAGUCCUGCUGCCUGCUGAAAUGUACCUGGCUCAGGCUUUUAGGAAGGGGUUUUAGGAACUAAGCUGGAGAGUAUCUUUCUGGCUCAGUUCCUUGGGUUCUGAAGCUAAAGUAAAGGAAUACAUGAUUAGGGACCUCAGGUGGCUGCAGCAGUGUGGUUACACAUUCAAACUAAAAAUCAUUCCAGGACCCUGAAGCCACAGCAAAAAGGCCUAUUUCAAGCCAUCCUGGUUCCUGACCCAGUUUGGUGUGACUGUGAACUUCAUGGUGUCAGCCCAACUCUGUACUCUUACAGACAUUCCACAUAAAUGUAUGAUCUAGGGAUUAUUCUCUCUUUAAUUGCAUCACUAGGAGUUGCAGAAAGGAUGUCAUUGUUGUUAGCACUUUGAAGAUAUCACAGACUAACUUUUAAUAUUGACAGUACCCAGAAAUACUUUGAGUGGAAGAGCACACUUGCAAUUCUGGCCAAAUUCCCAGUAAAAUUUGCACAGCUGCCCAAAAUGUUGCCCUUUUUUUCUGUACAAAACCUCACAUCAUUUUUGUACUUGUAUUUUACACUCCAAAUUGGAAACUGGGAAUAAGCAUGACACCAACUACUUAAAAUGGAAAUGAUUCAGGAUACCAAAAUAAGGGGCACUGUCUGAAAGUUUUGACUGUCUUUUUUUUCUUCAGACUUCUUCCUGUGCUUGUCUGUUUUGCUUGUUUUUCUGUUUAGGUUUGUUCUCCUGUUCCUCUGCACUUUAUCUUGAUAGAAAGAGCUGAUAAAAAAAAUAAAUCAGGUGUUUCAGUGCUGUUUUGUCUAAACUUGAUUCAAGGAUAUGGAAUACACAUCAUAGGAAGACUGCAUUUUUCCCAGGGGGAAUCUCUGUAUAGUAAAGAGCACAUAUUCUGUAGCAUUUGAAGUUCUUAUUAUGCCUCCUGUUUUAUUGCUCUUUCCAUCUCCAAUUCUCCAGAUACUUUCUCUGUUUUCCCUAUAUACUAGAAAUAAUAAUGCCAAAUAAUGUCAAAAUCGUACUUAAUUUUCUAAUAUAAGCCAGAAAGGAAUUUUCCCUCUUCCAUUCUUGGAAGCAACAACUGCUGAAUGAGGUCAUAACAUGCCUACACUCACCCAAUACACUGUACAAUAUUUACCAUUCUGAUUAACCAUUCCUUCAUUACCAUCUUUCUGAGUCAGACUUUCCAUGAAAGACUGGCUGUUUAUAACUGUUAUUUGUUUGCAGUAACUUAAAAUAGAACACCACUAGGACUCUCUAACAUCUGAUAUUUACCUGAUUUUGCUGACAAUCCAAGCACAGGAGAUUAAGGGAAGAAGUGCUGGUCUCAAGGAGCAGUUCUGACAUUGGCUAUGGUCACUUCAAACUUUUUGCUUUGUGUUUUCAUAUUCUAAAUGGCAUUAACGAUUUCUAGGUGCAAACCUAGCUUCCAGCAUUAGGGUUCAUUGACUGGUAUUUAUUCCACAGUUUGGAAAAAAAGUAUUUUUCUGAAUGUAUGUAUAAAUUAUCUCUUGGGGUACCCAUGAGAGUUAUGUGACAAUGAACCAUAUAACAUCAGAAUCACUGUGAUUUUAUUCACUUCUUUUCAGGUAUCUUCUUCAAGUAUGGAAUUUGUGUGGAAACGAUGGUGCUAUCUUCAGCUGGGCUGUAUGUUAUUAGUGAAUUUGGUUUAUGCCAAUCUAGAGUAUCAAAAAGAAACUCCUCCAAGCCUGCGUGAGAUUGACCAUCAGUGCUGGGAGGUAUCAUCCCAUGGGCUGGUGGAAAUAAAGAAACUCAAGGUAGCAGAUACAGUCAUUGCUCUCUGGGACUUCAUGAUGUUCCUAAAGGAAUCCCCUAAGCCCAAGCACAAUGAACUCUUCAAUGAUUUAGCCCAGAACUUCUGGGAUAUGUAUGUAGACUGUGUGCUCUCAAGAUCCCAUGGAAUGGGCAGAAGACAAUUAACAUCUCCCAAAUAUUCUUCCACGUACUCACACAGAACUUUAGGAGGAUCUGCUUUCACCAAUCCUUUUUAGGCCAAAAGGGGAGAAAAUGAAGAUACUUAAACAAGGCAACAUCAAAAUGAAGGAGCACAAAAUCACAAUAUGUAUUGUAGAUGUUUGGAUAAAUCCUUUGGCAUGGUUCAAUCCUUUUUUUUUUCUUUUCUUUUUGUAUAAAGUACUUAAUCACUCCUAAACUGAUAACUACAUGAACCCCCACACUGUCCUUUUUGUUUUCCUGUCUUGUAGACUACUAAGCUUGCCUUUUCCUCCCUCCACGUGUGAAUGUGUUCUGAGUCAACACCUUUGUUUUCUCACAUAAACUUUAAAGUCCGGAUGUGUCA
Motacilla alba alba is the source of this 2935-nucleotide messenger RNA. It is a transcript of the gene FAM237B, whose product is annotated as family with sequence similarity 237 member B. The transcript has 2 exons. Bases 2220 to 2627 code for a protein of 135 amino acids. The record is from RefSeq and is a predicted model, not a curated record. Lineage: Eukaryota; Metazoa; Chordata; Aves; Passeriformes; Motacillidae.